AUGUCAGAAAUAGUAGAUAACUAGCUAUAGAUCAAUCAGAACAUUGAAGUUAGAGAUAAUCGUCCUGUGAAACUUCUUACUUAGGACGGAGAGAUUCUUGAAGUUCCAAUAUACGUAAUAGAAUAAUCAGCACUGAUUAAAGGUAUGAUUGAUGAUGGUGGGAGUGAGGAAGAGAUCCCACUACAAAAUAUCACUAUGGGCGUCUUAAAAUUAGUGAUUGAAUUUCUUGAACACUUGAUAAAUAAUUAGCCACCUGAAAUAGAAAAACCCUUAAGAUCAAAUGACCUUGAAGAUGUGACUACUGAAUGGUUCGCUAAAUUCAUAGAUAGAGAUGAUGAUACAGUAUAAGAUUUAGUUUUGGCUGCAAACUAUAUGGAUAUCAAACCUCUAUUGGAACUAUCAUGUGCUAAACUAGGAGCAGUUAUUAGAGGCCUAACAAUUCCUGAAUUCAGAAAAAGAUUUAAUAUUGUAAAUGACUUCACACCAGAGGAAGAAGCUGAACCUUUUGACGAAGCUAGAAUAGCUGAAUUGCAUGAAGAAUUCAUUAAAUCCUAAAAUUCUGAAACUCAGGCAUCUACUCAAUGA
Molecule: messenger RNA, 585 nt
Organism: Stylonychia lemnae
Lineage: Eukaryota; Ciliophora; Spirotrichea; Sporadotrichida; Oxytrichidae
Source: the annotation of a GenBank genome assembly